Molecule: messenger RNA, 629 nt
Organism: Rubroshorea leprosula
Lineage: Eukaryota; Viridiplantae; Streptophyta; Magnoliopsida; Malvales; Dipterocarpaceae
Source: the annotation of a GenBank genome assembly
CCCCAUUUCUGCAAAAUCCAAUCCUACUUUUAGGUUCUGUCUCUUCUGUUUACCCCUGAAACCAUCCAUAAGAAACUUCAAACUUAUACCCCCUUUGUUUUCCCUCUGGAAGCUGAAAACAAUAUGGCAGAGAACGGAAGAGAACAACCUAACGACCUAGAAACAGGAAACUCAGAGGCGGGCUCUUCUUCAAUGAAUAUUGAGAUUACAAAAGAGAGUGCCUCAACACCAAUUGAGCCUUCUCCAACAUCAGUAAAUAAGGAGAACACAAAUCCUGAUGAGAAUUCAAAAUCAAAAGGUGGAACUGAAGAGGGCACGGGCAAUUCUGUUACUACCACCACAAGUAAGAGCUAUGGAUGUUUAGUGAUUUUAUUGGUUGUCUUGAUUGCACUCCUUCUGCCUGUGUAUUACCUGAUUAAAUAUGCUUGCUUAAUCGUUCUUGCAAUUGCUGCUCCUAAGAAGCGGACAAUUUGGGUGGUAUUGGAGUGGAUUGCAUUGGUUGGCUUCACCGGGUUUUUGGGUUGCUAGUGUCUUAUAAUCUCGUAAGUGAUUAAAGGGUUUGUCUAAUCUUCCUCCUUAGAGCAAAAGUUAGGGCAAAAGUUAAGAUGUAAUAAAUAUAUCUUUUUAUU